GCUCCAUCUUGGUGGUGGCGGCUCAGAGGUGCCAUGGCUCGUAUCUCACACACUGACCUCCUUUCUUUGCCAGUCCCCGACAUGCAGCUGUUGGUCUGCGUGCAGAAGCUCAACAUCCUCGUGGUGACCAGCCAGCAGACCGUCACCCAGAUCAAGGCUCAAGUGGCCUCCCCGGAGGGCAUCGUCCCGGUGGACAAGGUCGUGCUGCUUGUGGAUACUCCGUUGGAGGAUGAUGCCGUCCUGACCCAGUGCGUGGUGCAGGCCCUGAGCACGCUGGAGGUGGCCGGAUGCAUGCUGGGGUGGGGGUUGGGGGUAAAAGUCCACGGAUCCUUGGCUUGCGCAGAGAAAGUGCGAGGUCAGACUCGGAAGGUGGCCAAGCGGCCCCUGCAGUACAACCGGCGCUUCGUCAACGUGAUGCCCACCUUUGGCAAGAAGAAGGGGCCUAACGCCAACUCGUAG
Ochotona curzoniae (black-lipped pika) is the source of this 459-nucleotide messenger RNA. RefSeq names its product ubiquitin-like protein FUBI. Bases 34 to 459 code for a protein of 141 amino acids. Gene Ontology annotation, biological process: translation. Gene Ontology annotation, molecular function: protein binding; structural constituent of ribosome. NCBI's taxonomy places the organism in Eukaryota, Metazoa, Chordata, Mammalia, Lagomorpha, Ochotonidae. The record is from RefSeq and is a predicted model, not a curated record. Gene Ontology annotation, cellular component: cytosolic small ribosomal subunit; ribosome. The transcript has a single exon.